Messenger RNA from Triticum dicoccoides, 807 nucleotides. Its product is annotated as heavy metal-associated isoprenylated plant protein 20-like. The coding region runs from base 97 to 555 and encodes 152 amino acids. Gene Ontology annotation, molecular function: metal ion binding. NCBI's taxonomy places the organism in Eukaryota, Viridiplantae, Streptophyta, Magnoliopsida, Poales, Poaceae. The record is from RefSeq and is a predicted model, not a curated record. The transcript is spliced from 3 exons.
CCUAAGGUUCUGUACUUGGCCUUCGCAGUAGAGACAAGCGCAAGAACGGUUCAUCAGUGGUUCUUGCUGGAAGCAAAAGUUGAGUUAGAUCAGAUCAUGGGCGCCUUGGAUCACCUGUCCCGUCUAUGCAACUUGACACAUACAAGGGAAGCCAUCAGGAUUAAGAAAAGGCGGCCACUGACGACGGUGAACAUCACGGUGAAGAUGGACUGUGAGGGCUGCGAGAGGAGGGUCAAGAGCGCCGUCAAAUCGAUUCGGGGUGUGACGGCAGUGGUGGUGAAUCGCAAGAUCAGCAAGGUGACUGUGACGGGGUACGUGGAGCCUCGCAAGGUGCUGGCGAGGGUGAAGAGGACUGGGAAGACGACGGCGGAUAUGUGGCCGUACGUGCCCUACACGGUGGCCACCUACCCCUACGUCGGCGGCUCCUACGACAAGAAGGCGCCGGCGGGCCUGGUCCGCAACGUGCCGCAGGCCAUGGCCGACCCGGCCGCGCCGGAGGUCAAGUACAUGAACAUGUUCAACGACGAGGACGUUACCGCUUGCACCGUCAUGUGAUUCCAUCAUCUCAUAUUAGCAUCUGCACUCCAGCCACGACAUGAUGCCUAGAUUACUAGAUAUAUCGGUCUUCUCACAGCGCUGGGGAAAAAUGAUACCAAGAAGGUGAACUUGUGCAUGUACGGUACUGAUGGAUGAUAUUCAUAUAUACUGUGCAAAUUAUCGUUCACGUCCAAGGCGUAGAUAAGCCCGAGUUACAACUUUAUGCUGCCGCUUUAUGAUCUUCGAUAUAUACAUCCCUGUCAGUCUCGA